AAGAAAAACAAAUUGAACCAUAACAAUUAUAUCAUGUUAAAAUAAAAACUAAAAAUUUAAGAGAUAUUUCUAAAAAUGGCCAAUUUUAAUAAUCGAGUUUCCCGAAAAUGGACAUUUGUGACAUUGGCCCUUCUUGCACCAAGCCACAGAUAUAUAUAUAUAUAGAAUAGCUAUAACUAUAGCCUACAAUCAAUGAUGAUAAAAGCAGCAAACAUUUUGAGUAGAGAUUUAGUGAUUCUAUCGUCGAAAACUAGUUUUAACUACAUUGCUACCCUCAGUUGCAUUGGAACAGUGUGUAAUAAAAUGGUAAUCAUAAAUCAUUUUUAUGACGGUGGCCGAGAUGGUAGUGGCCAAGGUGGACGUGGCCAAGGUGAACGUGGCCGAGGUGGUCGUAUGAAUGUAUUCAAAGGGACAUGUAACUAUUGUAAGAAUAGAGAUCACUUGGCCAAAACUUGCAAAAUAAAGAAACAGCAGCAAAAUCAACAACAACAACAACAGCAGCAGCAGCAGCAACAACAACAACAGCAGCAGCAACAACAAAAUCAACAACAACAGCUACAACAACAACCAACAGAAAAAUGCUGCAUAUUAUAA
Daktulosphaira vitifoliae (grape phylloxera) is the source of this 594-nucleotide messenger RNA. RefSeq lists its product as uncharacterized. Lineage: Eukaryota; Metazoa; Arthropoda; Insecta; Hemiptera; Phylloxeridae. The record is from RefSeq and is a predicted model, not a curated record. The transcript has 3 exons. The coding region runs from base 193 to 594 and encodes 133 amino acids.